This is a messenger RNA of Schizosaccharomyces japonicus yFS275, 2274 nucleotides long. RefSeq lists its product as hypothetical. Lineage: Eukaryota; Fungi; Ascomycota; Schizosaccharomycetes; Schizosaccharomycetales; Schizosaccharomycetaceae. The record is from RefSeq and is a predicted model, not a curated record. The transcript has 3 exons. Bases 395 to 2098 code for a protein of 567 amino acids.
AAUUAAUGCAAAGCGCGACGCGAACUAAACACCAUAAUAUCCCCACACCAGCCAUGCAAACAGUAUCUUAACAACAUGUAAACAACAAGCUUAUGGUUCACUCGUUUUGACAGCGGCUAAAUCAUUGUUGCAUAACGUAAUCUGUAACAAGGCUAAGAAGAGUGGCUGCAUAGGUUAUCGAGACGUGCUUACAGACGCUGAUUGAAGAAAAUUUUUUUGGCUACUAAGUCAGCACAAUUCACCUACAACCGUUCCAUUGGAUUAAAGAUUUAGGUCUUCUUGAGACGAAUCAACGAAUUAAUUACGCUCCGAGAAUCAACUUGGACUUGCGAAUUUAUUUAAGCAAACACCUGCUGUUGUCUUGGUUUUGAAAAGAAACCUCUUUAUACGAAGGAUGGAAACAUCUGAAUUAUGGAGUUUUUUAGAUAAAACAGUAGAGACGUGUGUUGGCCAUCAACAGCAACAUGAUCGGGGCAUUGUCGAAAGUAUGGCAAUCAGCAAAAAACGCAAGAACUCAAGUGAGCCUGAAUUACGGUUCCGUGAACCUUCAAGUGCGUCAAAUGGCCUAAAACGCACUGCCAGUUUGGAUGUUGGAUCGUCCAUGACUUCUAAAAUAAAUGUGGGUUCACGGUCGCUUGUUCGUAGUAACAGUGCGACAUACGAACUGUCUCGGUCAUACAUCGAAGAAAAGCCAUCAGCAAACGCAGCGGAUAUCCAACAAAAUACGUCUUACAAAGAUGAACUUUCGGCUACGGAAACGGAAGAUGAUGACGACGAACUCCAAAUGAAAAGCAUUCAUGAAUUACGAUUAUCGGGCGAGAAGCAACGAAUAAUGGACGAAAUUGAGUAUCUCGUGGACGGAGUUUCCCAAAGCAGAUCUCCUCUUGCCGCAUAUUCCAGUUUGCUAGAGAUUUGCACACAUCUUGACAAUACGAUGUUUCGCCUCUGCUUAAAAUCAAACACCGAAACCUUUUUCCGGGUUUUUAAAACUAUUAUCUCAAAAGACCUUUUACGGAGCUUUUUCCAGUUGCACAUUCUUGCUAGUAUCUCGUCAGAAGUGGAAUGUGUAAAAGCACUUAUAGACUUGCAUGGUACCAACAUUUUAACCUUGUUGAGGACCACUCUUUCUACUGAUGGGGAUGCACUUGCGUCUUUUCUAAAAGAACAAAAGUUAUCAAAAAACAUGCAAUCUGCCGUGCAUGCCUUUAUUAAGCAAAUGCCAGCUUUGCUUGGGCUCAAGAACAUGGACGAGGAAAUAAAAAACCCAAGCUUUCUUGCUUCCCUCACACUUUUUCGGCUUUUGCUCAACGGGCUGCAUUUUACGACAGACGUCCAAAAUCUACUUAAUAAAGCUGUGGGUGUGACUUUUGCAAAACCUACCGUUUGUGAGUUCCUUGUUUUUCUCUUGUGUGAUGCAAUCGAGCAUGUCGAUUGCAUGGGAUUGGGUGAGAAGGGACUUCGCUCUAUAUGUGCUUUUCUGUCCAGGACUAUCGUCGGUACACUAGACGAAGAAUCAAGCCGAUUAUGUAUACGUGUUUUACAGCUUCUGAUUCAAAUCACCGAUACUGAGAGUGCGUUACAUCCGGUGGACAUGAUUGUCGCAAGCGGCGUUCCUCGAUCUUUAUUUUUGCUUUUGCAAAAGGUUCACUCUUGCUCGGAACUGAAUGAUUACGACAGUGAUUUACUUGCGAUGGUUUUGGGACUCUUGUUGGAUGUUUGUGAAGACUCGUCAUCCUUUGCAAAGGCAAUAUGUGAUACGAAGUGUAAUGAUCAAACAUACUUGUCCAUACUUCAAAACUUCUACAAGAUAAGUAAAGAUCAACCAGUGUUAGAAGGCUAUUCGGCUGCUGUUCUCAGCUUGGUGUAUGUUCAUGGCGAAAUACACGACCACGAAGAUAUCAACCGUAACAUGCUAGUUCAAACCCUUGAAGACUUUGUAGAGUUUCACAAGAAUUUGGAGCACGAGUUGAGUUCGUUUGGUGCUAAUGAACUGGCUGUCUUAUCGGUUCUGCGGAGGCUUAUUCAUUUGCUUCAGGAAAAAGAGGUCAAAUCUCCGGACCCUUCGAAAGAUUGUUCAAGCUCUUCGUACAAUUCGUAGAUUCAUAUGUAUUUACUAUAAAAUCCCUAGUAUCACGACUUGAAUGAAUAAAUGAUCAGUAAAUACCGUUUUUUAUAAAAGUUUGUAUCGGAGCAGGAGCGAGUUUCUGUUUUGCAUAUUAACCACGCAGGUUUGAACUACAGUUACGUUCUACAUGAUUCUUUAAUUGUUCUAUG